Myripristis murdjan (pinecone soldierfish) is the source of this 1272-nucleotide messenger RNA. RefSeq names its product insulin-like growth factor-binding protein 4. Gene Ontology annotation, biological process: regulation of insulin-like growth factor receptor signaling pathway. Gene Ontology annotation, cellular component: extracellular region. Lineage: Eukaryota; Metazoa; Chordata; Actinopteri; Holocentriformes; Holocentridae. The coding region runs from base 487 to 1272 and encodes 261 amino acids. Gene Ontology annotation, molecular function: insulin-like growth factor II binding; insulin-like growth factor I binding. The transcript has 4 exons. The record is from RefSeq and is a predicted model, not a curated record.
UGCUUUUUGAUAACCUGCUUGCAUCUGGACACCAACACACCAGGUUUUUGUGUUUCAGCGGAGGGGCAAGCUUCUGGACUCUGGCUGAACUGAAACUUGAAGACACUGGCUCACCUGAACACACUGACGGAUAUCCUGGCUUGCAACUGUUCAUUCCAACAAAACAAAAACUAGUUCUUAACAUCAGUACAUCCACUAAGCGAGCAGAUCAAGAGCAGACUUCUGUUUCUGGUGCUGGUGAAACUGAAUCAGAGGAGCGGAGGGGCAAUACAGCAGAGGCAUUGUGUGUCCCUGCAAUUGAAACACUAACCAGCUGGCAACAUCAAAGACCGUCCUGGACAAAGCUCUCCUCUCAAAACUCCCUUGUUUGUCCAAAAAUCUGCUACUGAAGUAGAAAAGUGCUCAGAAAACUGCAGGACACGCAAAGAGGGAAGCUAAGGGACCAUACACGAGGGCAGAGGAUUCAGUGCAGGUGCUGGGGCUGCCAUGGUGCGUGGAGGUGGCGUGGCAGUAGCUCCAUCCUGCUGGGGCCUGUGGGCUGUCGGCGCUCUGUCACUGGUGGCGCUGUGCUUAACGGAGGAGGCCAUCCGCUGCCCGGUGUGCUCCGAGGAGCGGCUGGCCAGCUGCCGUCUGCCGGACGGCUGCGAGGAGACGGUGCGUGAGCCGGGCUGUGGCUGUUGCCCCACCUGCGCCCUGGCUAAGGGGGCGCACUGUGGUGUCUACUCGCCCCGCUGUGGCACAGGCCUCCGGUGUUAUCCGCCGCGUGGCGUAGAGAGGCCAUUGCAUUCGCUGAUGCACGGCCAGGGGGUGUGCACCGAUGAGAGGGAGGUGGAGGAGAACUCAGCGAUGGAGAGGCAGGAUGAGAUAAUCUCUGAGCACCCAAACAACAGCAAUAUCCGGUGCAGUCCACAGGAUAAGCGCUGCAUACAAAAGACCCUGGCUCGACACUCUCCGAAAUCCACAAAUCAGAGAAGCAACAAUGCCAGAGAAGACACCAAGGCAGCGCUGGCUCCAUGUCGUGCCGAGCUUCAGAGAGCACUGGACAGGCUGGCAUCGAAUACUCGCACACAUGAUGAUCUCUAUACAAUCCCCAUACCCAACUGUGACAAGAAUGGAGAUUUCCAUGCCAAGCAGUGCCAUCCAGCGCGUGACGGGCAGCGAGGAAAGUGCUGGUGUGUGGAUCAGAAGACAGGCAUGAAGCUGCCAGGGCCACUGGAGCUGCGAGGGGAUCUGGACUGCCACCAACUAAUGACUGCUACCUUAAGGGAGUGA